Messenger RNA from Vigna umbellata (rice bean), 1068 nucleotides. RefSeq lists its product as uncharacterized. Gene Ontology annotation, biological process: regulation of transcription by RNA polymerase II. The record is from RefSeq and is a predicted model, not a curated record. Lineage: Eukaryota; Viridiplantae; Streptophyta; Magnoliopsida; Fabales; Fabaceae. Gene Ontology annotation, cellular component: NuA4 histone acetyltransferase complex; nucleus.
UUCUUCAAUUUCUUCACCCAGCGUUUCGUGCCAAGCCCAGUCAUCAAUUGUUUCAAUCUGAGAUAUUCCUAUCUUCAUGUAAUCUGUGUUGUGAUCAGUAUAUAAAGACACAAAUGAGCAGUGGUGGAAGAGCUGGUAAACCCAAAGAGGAGGAACAAGAUGGCAUGUCCGUCCACUCUCCUUGCAAACCUCCCCCUUCCUCUGCUUCCUCUCUACCCAAGGAGCAAUCACAGGUUGAAUUGGAGCUGAGAUUGUUGGAAGCUCUUGAGAUUUACCCUCCAAUGAGGCUACAAGGAAUACAUCGCCACUUUGUCCUUUAUGGUCUGAUGGAAUUUUUAAAGAGGAAGUUUGACAGACACUUUUCUGCCGAGGAGGUUCUUCAAUUGUUGGAUCGAUUCUACAACAUAGAAAUGCUGAAAACAGAUGAUGAUGAGAUUGAUUUGCUUACUCACGAAGAAGAAUUUUCCUUGCCUCAGAGUUACUUUGUGAAGGAAGAACCCUGAACAACAACUUUUGGAGUAUACACAUUUUUUUCUUCAACCAUUGUUCAUCUUUAGAUAUGUACAGCUGGUUAUCUAUUCCUUUCCCUUCUUCCCGUUUUGGGAUAUUAUGUUCACGUUGACCCCGUUAAGUGGAGGUUCUUAUCGCGUGUCUGUUAAGUUCCACCGGUAGUUCUGGGAACUCUGAUCCAGUUGGAUACCUUCUGUCAUAAUGUAUUUAGCUAGCUAGACUGAUUUGGAUAUAAUGCACUUAGACUCGAGAACAUUAGAUCGAUGAUAGACCCACCAUGCAACCUCAAUCUGUUUUUUUUUGUUUUUUUUUUAAACUCCUACUGCUAAAUCAUACCAAUUUAGUGGGAGGAAUUUUCACUACCCGAGCGGCAAUGAGUGAGAUAAGGAAAAUGUAGUAGAAAGUGUACAAGUUUAUUGUUUGAAUAAAUAGAUAGAAAAGUACUGUUGUAGGAAAUUCCUACCUAUAAAAUGAAAUGAUUUAACUGAAUUGAUGCUGUGAUGCUGUUAAGAUGGUUUGGUUGAAUAGAGGAAAUAUGGUCUGAUAUUGGGGUGUAAA